AUGGCGGAGCCUGGAAAGACAGUGGUGGUGCAGCUGGACAAGUCGCGUGGGUCUCAGUUCGGCAUGCAUGUCCACGCGCAACACUUGACGGUGUGCUCCAUCGAUGCCGGCGGCCUGGCUGCUGCAUGGAAUCGUCAAAACCCCAUGUGGGCAAUUUCUAUUGGCGAUCGCAUCCUCUCCGUGAACGGCGUCCGUAGCCAGGAGGUGAUUUUGGAGCAGCUCGCAUCUGAGAUGGUCGUGUCGAUCUUGCUCCUCAAGAGCGACAGCCGCACCCCUUUGCCUCGGCCUCUCGCGAACUUCUCGGUCCAGUUGGCUCGCCUUCCCCACGAAAGUUUCGGCCUGGAAGUCAACAGCGGCACCCGGGAAGUGACGGGACUUGUCAGUGAUGGCCGAGCUGCAAUGUGGAAUCUGAACCACCCGUUCCAGGCGCUUGUGGUCGGCGACCACCUCGUUGAGGUGAAUGGCCUUCACGGCGAAGGCAUGGUGGCCCUUCUGGAGGAGGCCUUUUCGCUGGACAUGGUCUUGCGGAGGGGCGCUGGUGUGGCGAGCUGUGGCACCUUCGGGAUCACCCUCCUGCCUGGCAAGGAAUCCCGAGCAGGCCUUGAGCUGAACAAGGUUAUGGAGGUGCAGAAGAUCGAGGCAGGGGGCUUCGUGGCGAAGUGGAACGCCGAGAACCCAGCUUGCCGGCUCCAUGUGGGCGACAAAGUGCUGCAAGCGAACGGCAAGGUGACAGCCGCCGAGAUUUUGCAAGAGCUCUCCACAUCGCCCACGCGCACGGGCGUGACGCUGGUGGUUGCGGAAUCUGAGAGGCGCCUCCAUGCGCAAAGCCGGCAGGCCUACACCUUCAAAGAAUGCCAGAAGGAAUGGCCCAAAGAUGCAGAGCAGCAGUGGGCAUCUAUGCUAUCGACCUCGGGUCAGAAUGGAAUCCUACGUGGCCGGAGUCCCCACACGUGGGCGGUUUCGUUGAGGAGGUCGCCGAGCCACGGCUGGGGGCUUGCAGUUGACCCCAAGUCGAUGCUCGUGCUGCAGGUGGUGGACGAAGGCCCGCAGGCCUUGUGGAACUUGUCCAAUCCGUUGCGCGCAGUGCUGGCUGGAGACCGGAUUCUCCAAGCCAACGGUGCCGAUCAAGCAAAGGCCAUCGUGCACAUCAUGAAGCAAGCUGAGGAGACAGACUUGCUCAUGUCUCGUGAUGCUGAUAUAGGCAGCACGGCCCCCGUGCAUCUCGUCAAAGCCACUGGGCAGAGACUUGGCGUUCUGCUGAAUGAGGACGGCGUCGUCAAGCAGGUCCAGCAAGGUCCUGGCAACUUGGUGGCAGAAUGGAAUGCCAAGAAUCCGACCGCCAGCGUGCGUAUCGGCGAUCUCAUCAUGCAAGCGGCCGUCUAUACUUCGCUGGAAAGAAUUUUCCUGUAUCUGCAAGAGCAGGAAAGUUUAGAUCUGGUUGUUUUACGCGUACAGCGGCGGAUGGACCUUGACGGUACUGUCCUGACCUUCGCGGAAUGUUCUGUCAAGUACUCUGCGGUGGCAGCUGCGCACUGGGCGACGAUGCACCCAGUUCCUGUCGCACCCGCGACAGCGACAACGGCGCCCACAAUUGCCUUGCAAUUGGAGCAGGCAAAGAGGCACGACCAUAACGCCGGCUCAGCAGGGUACGAAGUGCCGAGGUCGCUGCUGAGGAGGCAAGACUUCUAUUCAACGCUGGCUGAAUGGCAGGCAACCAGCCGUCAAGCUAUAGCGACUAUGGCGACUGAGGCGAUCAAGCAACACGACAUGGAUAUCCCGGCUGGUUCUGUGUUCGCUUGCCCAUGCUGUGGCCGCUUCUUCUCUGUCCGUUCCGAAGCAGACGGUACGACUGCUCUGGUGCCAGUCGGCCCCGCUGAUGCCUUGUCGCCCGUCAUGACA
Messenger RNA from Symbiodinium natans, 1899 nucleotides. NCBI's taxonomy places the organism in Eukaryota, Dinophyceae, Suessiales, Symbiodiniaceae. The record is from the annotation of a GenBank genome assembly.